Messenger RNA from Cinara cedri, 12526 nucleotides. The record is from the annotation of a GenBank genome assembly. NCBI's taxonomy places the organism in Eukaryota, Metazoa, Arthropoda, Insecta, Hemiptera, Aphididae.
GGCCGCGCACUAAAUUUCACUCUCGUCCCUUUCAAUCUUCGUACUAUUUUCAUAAUUUUCAUUAAUUUAUUGUACCCGUGUGACCGCACGAUCACCAUAAAAUGUCAAAAAUAGGUUGAUGGAAGUUAGCUUGAUGUACUGUAAGUAUAUUUUGUAUUAUUGUUAUUUGUUAUUAUAAAUUCGAUUUAAAUUUCUACUUGAUUUAAAUAUAGUAACAAUAUCUUUGUCCCCCACCGCGUUAAAGCCCGGAUAAUGUUGUGUAGACAUAUUUUUAGCCAAAAGUUGGAUUGAAUAAUAAUAAUAUUAUGUACGACGGCUGAACACAGUUUCUGAAUGUAAAAAAAAAGUUAUAUAAUAUUAAUUACUAUAACGUAAAAGUAACAAUUAAUAUUACUUAUAGUUGAAAAAAAUAUAUAUUUUCAUGGGUUAUAUUAGUUUCUAUAAUAAUAUUUCGGCAUUAUAUUUUUUAGCUAACGGGUCACUGAAAUAAAUUGUAAAAACUAAAUAAUUAAAAUAUAUUUUUUCGUUUAAACUCUUAAAAUUUAGCUGAACCAAUUAAUUUUGUCGUUAAUUAAUAAUUAUUUUAAUUAGUACAGAUUUAUUUUUAGUAUAAAUUCGUUUUGUUAUUAGUUAUAUUAAUUUAAUUCAUUUAAAAUAAAUGAUAGUAUAAAGUCUAGAGUUUUUCUCGAAAUUUACACAUUCAUAUUUAAUCAUUUGUACCAUGAUAAAUUAUUAUAAAGAUCAAAAUGGAGGAAAAAACGACGAAAAAAUAUCGAAAGUUAAAGAAUAUAAAUAUAACGUAUCUAUUUCUAAAUUGUUUUUUUUCAGAAAGUUGAAAAAAUAUUAUUAGGUACCUAGUUCAGGAAAAUUAAAAAAAAAAUCUACUUUGCACGAUGGUAUAGUUAAAAUUCAUAAUGGGACAAACAUAUUUUUUGAUGUAUUUCACUUGAUUUGGGUUUAUAUAAGUCUUAUGUGGCCUUUACACUAUCAAUACUAUUAAUGGAACCAUAUUGAAGUGAGUAUUGAUGUCUGUGUUUGACGAGCUGAUUGAAGUACAUUGACGGGCGUGUCAAUCUAACUCGUCAAUAUAAUUGAUCGUGUAGGGGCCACUUUAGAAAUAGGUAUUUUAAAAUCAAAAUCAAAAAUUAAUUACUUAUUAGUUAUUGUGUCCACUUAUGUUUUUUUAAUACAGUCUAUAAACAUAUAAAUAAAAUUAAAGUGUUAGCCUGUCUGUCUUUCUGAGCUUAUCUCUGAAAAGGCUGAACCAAUUUCUAUGCGAUUUUCACUGUAAGACAUAGUAUUUUUUCGAGAAUAAUAUAAAGUAUUUUUAUCUCAACAUUUAAUCUAAUAUAAUAAAAAAAUUAGGACUGAUACAUUUUAUAUAGUAUAAUAUAAUAAGUAAAUUAUGAUUUAUUUAAUAGGUAUAUUGAUAGUUUCCCAAUGGAAGACGAUUUUUUUUUAAAAAUACAAUCCACUAAUGUAAUUAAAUAUUUAUGUUUAAUUUAAAACCCCAGUGUGCACCAGUCAUUUUAAAUAGAUCAAUAAUAUAGGAAAAAAAAAAUAUAGAGCUGAUGCUGGGUAUGGGAGCGACCACUUCUGUAGGUGAGAAGUUGGGAAUGUAAAUACAUACGAUUAUUUCACUUAUAUCUGUAAGCAACGAUAAACUAUUGCUUGACGAAAGACGAUUCCGAGGGCAAUUCGGUUAUACAUAAUUUGAAGUGCCGUCAUUUUUUUGCGAUUUUCGAUUAAAUUUGAUUUCAAAACUCUUAUUAAAAAAAAAAAUCGUCCGAUGAUUUUGAAAAUUUUACCACGUCUAGGUAAGUCCAAUUUAAAAGUAUUAAUAUCGAGUUUCAAGUCUCUACGUGUAUUUAUAACCAAAUUGUAGUAAAAAAACUCCCAAAAAUUAAAAUUCCUUCAAAGUUCAAAAGUGGCUCAAAAGUUUCGUUGAUAAUACCGUAAGAAAGUAAAUCAAAAAGGCAGUACAAAAUGUCUCUUAUGAUUUUUCGAUUAAAUCAUUUUUUCUGGUAGAAAACGUCCGUGUUUUUAUAAAAUAAUGACAUCGUAAAAUUGUACGUUUUGAUACGUUUUUUCCUACUUAAGUGUUUUUAUUUAAAAAAUGGCGUCUAAAAUCAAAAAAUGACUUCUUUAAAGUACCAUCUAGGCAAUUUGAACUUCAGAAAAGUUGUUGCACGUAAAAAUUGGAGCAAGUUUAAUAGAAAAAAACAUGUUCACAAAAUAUACAUCUUAGUAAAACCAAUAGCCUCUCGCUACGCUUGGAAUUUAAAACUACAAUAAUAUUAACCAGCAUUAAUAAUAAAAUAGAAUAUUUCAAAAAAAAUGUUUACUAUAAAAUAAAAUAUUAUUAUUAUUACUUACUAAUCCGUGUAUUAAAUGAUUCCAUUUCGAAGUUUAAUGUCUAAUGUUAAAUUUAUAUUGAGAGAUAAACGAGUAAUACACAUACGAGUACAAAUAUCAGAAAACUGAAAUUUAAUAAUACGUAUAUUACUGGUUAUACGGUAUAUUAAUCGUUAAUUUUACGAUAACUUAAUAUAAUGGACUCUUAAGGUUUAUCCCACUACUAUCAAAGUUUAAUAAGAGAUGAUUUAUUUUUGAACAUCAAAUUAUUCAUUAUUGUCCUGUUUUUAGCUUAUUCUGGGUCACUGUGGAUGGAUGAAUCAUAUAUUGUAGGUGAGCAGUUGGGAAUGUAGAGGGGAAAUUUAAUGUAUGGGUACACAAUGAUUAAUUUUUGUUAACGAAAAACGAUUCUAAUCGGAGUUCGAUAAUACGUUUUGAAAGUCCGUAUCUAAUGUAAUAUAUUUACGAUUUGAAAACAAUUUGGUAAAUUUUCCCGGUUUUUCGUACGUUUUUUCCCAUUUAGUUUGAAAGUACUUGGAAAAUCAAAAAAUAAAAUAAAGUACACUAUCCCACAAAAGUUUCUUUUUUGAAAAAGUGCUUUAUUUGAAAAUCAGAUUAUAAUUUCUGGUAGAAAAGAAGUUCAUAGAAAAAUAAUAAUGAUGAACAUCAUUGUAAAACCAAUAUAUUCCUCGUUCCGCUCAGAAACUAAAAUUACCAGAAUAAUUAAAAAUAAUUUUAACGUAAAUAAAUAAUAUUUAACAUAAGAAAAAUAAAAGUGUAUUAUAUUUAAAUUUUUAAAAUGUUUACUUUUUAUUUAUAAAUUAACUACCUAUUGUUUAGAAUUUAAAAAAAAAUCACUUCCAAUUGAUCAGUUGUAGGUAUAUUAAUGAUCAUAUUAAUAUUAAUCAGUGUAGAAAAAAUUUAUAAAUUAUAAAGCUAUGAACAUAGGUAUUUCGGAACAAAUCUAGUUUAGUACCCCCUCAACAUUUUGCAUUUUUUUCAAAACUUAUGUAUUUAAACGUUUUAAAAAUGAUUGUGCCAAAAGUUUUUUUGGAAAUCAGUUUUGAAGUUUGGAUAUUAUGUGUUUUAUGUUAAGGUUAACUAUUCAAAUUUAUUUAUACGUCUAUCGUAUUCUAGUGGUGAUAAUUAUCACCACUAGACUAGGCUAAACUACCACUUAAGUAUUUUUUUUCAUCAUUGGGAUCCUAUGUUUUCAAACCCGAAAGUUGAUCAUUUUUUUUUUUUUGUAUUUUUUUCCUCAUAUUUUAGAUUUUUUGGUUGUUUUAUUAUGUAAAAAAAAACCAAACAUUUCCUCUGAUUUGUUAGCAAAACCACGUUUAAUGUAUUUUGUGUGUACUUAGACUUUUAGAGACCCGUUUGCUGUUUUUGCUUGAACUGUUUUAAUCAAAAAUAACCAAAACUUUAAAUGACUUUAACUUCAAAACUAAUGAUUUCCGAAAAAAAAAUUUGGUACCAUCAUUUUUAAAACAUUGAAAUACAUAUUUGUAUUUAAAUAAAAAAUGUAACAUUUUAGUGGUAAAUUUAGUAGAAAAAAUGAACAAAAAUCCGAUAUUAUCAAUAUUAUGCUAUUAGUAAACAUCUAAUUGUUAAGUUUAUUGUUAAGUGUGUUUUUAGGGGUUUGAAAACAAAUCAAUCAUGCCGGCAGAAAUAAGUCAAAGCAAAACAAUUUGUAUUCUAGCCAUAGUAGCAGGAUGUUUUGCAGUUUUAUGGCCAUCAUUAUUUUAUCCCAUGUUAAAAGGUUCAUUUGCACCGCAUACUCAAACAGGUAAUUUGAUAAAUUUUUAAAAUGUUGUAGUUUUUAUUAUAUACAUAUAUGUUGAUUUACAUUCCUUGAGUUUGGGGAAUAGGCUGUUGCAACGUGGUGUCUAAUACGGACGAGAACAUAGUUAAAAUAGUAAUGGAAAUCUGUGAUCAUGUAAUUGAAACAACGAACAAAAAAACAAAAUUGGAAAAAUGCCGUCUUGAAAUUCUUAACACUUGUGCAAUCAACAUAACAGAUAUUAUUAGUGGGGAUAAGGUUAAUGACAUUUCAUAUAAUAAACAUGUCAUCAAUGAGAUACGGUCUUUGAAUGGAUCCUUAUGUCUAAAAUAUCAUUAUGGAGUAUCUUUGACAAGUUUAGGGGUUAUGCAUAGACUUAAAAAUAAAGAUAAUCCUUUAAUGAGUAAGAAAUCUUCAGUAUUAUUUUUAUAAAUUAACAGUGUGAUUUUCGAAUUGCUUUUGAACUAAUCAAUAAACUUGUAAUAUUGCAAGUAUACUGGUACUUGUAUGUCAAAAAAAAUUAUUAAUAAUGUCUCAGUCAUUUUCUGUGAAAUAAUAUAAAAUAAAGAGCAAUGUUUAUAAUAAGAAGUAAAACAGAGUAUAAGAUACUUUAAAAGUAACAGGACAAGACAGCUUAUGUCAAUGAGAGCGGUAAUGAGUUUGAGGUUGAGAGGUUGAGAUUUUUAAGUAUCUAGGAUCUUUGAAUAAAAUAAUGGUGGCUUUUAUAAGGAUGUGAAACAAGAAUAAGUGUGGUUGGAUAAAGUGGAAAGAAGUGCCAGGUGUUUUAUGUAACAAGAGAAUUCCAAUAAGACUUAAAGAUAAUUUUUACAAGUGUGGUGAGAUUGAUUAUAUUGUAUGGUUUGGAAUCUUGGGUAGUAGACAAAAAAUUGAACAGAGAAUGACUGUAGCAGAGAAGGAAAUGCUUAGGCAGGUGAUGGAGAAGAUAGAAUAAGAAAUGAGUACAUAAGAAAUAAGUAGCUUAAGUAUGACAUUGAUAGUAGACAAAAUGAGAAAUAGUAGACAGACAGUUUGGGCAUCUCAUGAUUGUGAAUGAUAUGAGGAUAGCCGAUGUAUGUGAGGUGGGAUAUUGGGUUAAGUGGAAAUUUAAAACAAGGGUGGCCGUCCCCAAAUACAAGUGAUAAAGGAAAAGAGAGAUGGAGAAGAAAAAGAUUAUAAUAUAAUAUCUAAAUGUAUAAUCAUAAACUAAAAGUUUUAUAUUUGAACUAAUUUUUAGAAUAGUUUUAUUGAAGUGAAUUUUAAUAACAUUGAACAUUUUAUCAUAGACAUUUUACUUAUCAUUUGCCUUUAUCGUAAUCUUAUGAUUUUAAAUGUUUUAUGAUGUUUAAUUAAAUUAUUACUUAUACUUACUAUACACAAUUUUUUACUGAAAAUAAUAAUGCAGAUUUAAUUAUAUAUAUUAAAGAUAAUUAUGUUAAAUAUUUCUUUUAUUUGUCUUUAUGCUACUCAAGUGAGGUAAUAUCUAUUCGUAUAUAGUGAAACCUGUGUAUAACGGACAGUUAUAGGACCAUAAAAAGUGUCUGUUAUAGACAACUGUUCGUAAUAGAUAGGUAUGGGAGGUGGCAUCGUAAAAAAUAAAAAUUAAAUUAACAGUGAAAAGUGUACAACGCUAUAAUAGUGAAGUGAUAUGUGUCCACGCAUCUAACUUUAUCCUUAUUACCUUAUUAUUUUGUCAGUUUUAUAUAGGUGUCCGUUAAAACGAGUUCACUGUAAUUUAGAAAAUACUAUUUUAUUUAUCAUCAAACGUUGAUCUUAAAUUUUUUAUCCAUUAUCAAAAUAUUAUAAAUUAAAUGAAAUCUAUUUUCUUUUCUUGCAUUAGAUAUUUGGAUAAAUUAAUUGUAAUUUUACAUAUAUUUCUUAUAUUGAAAUAUUUAAUUUUUCUUGGUACAAUUUUAUUUUUAAGUUUCAUGAUAACAAUUUUAAUUUAAUUUUUUAAAGUAUUAAUAAUCAUUUAAUAAAUAAAAUGUAUAAACAAAAAUGUCUCUUGAAAAAAAAUUAUGAUUUUUACAUCAUGGAAUUUUUUUUAAGCAUACAAUUAUUAAAUAUUAUAAUUAGUAUAACUAAUGAGUACUAUUGUACCGAAGAACCACUAAAUAAAUCUGAAAUUGCCUUAAUAUACUUGAACUUUUGUCUAUAUAUCAGUUAUAUAUUUAUAUUAAAAUGAAUCAUGUAUUUAUUGUUUUUUAAUUUUGUAUAUCUAGGUACUAAUUAGGGAUAGAUCAGUUCCUGAAAAACAAUACCAGUUUUUGUCCUGUUCUAAAAAUUAAUUUGGUCACAGACAUCAGUUCUUCUUAUUAACACUUAUAACUUAUAGUACAUUAAUAAAAACAAUAUUUACUCAAAGAAAUAAAUGUUUAAAACUAAUGUAACCACAUAAGAAAAAAAAAAAAGAAAAAAAAUAAGGGCCAAAACCAAUAAAUAAUCACAUUAGAAAUGAUAAAUAUUAGAUUCUUUAGGACUGAUAGAACAGAGAGCUGUAACUGAUCCAUCUCUAGUACUAAUUGUUGUUGUUGUUAUUAUUAACACUCUUGGAUAUAAUUAUUAAAUUCAUAUUUUUGGUGUAAUAUUUCUGAUGUGCCUUUAACUGAAUUGUAUUAAUUUAUUAAAUUUUUAUUUAUUUAAUUUAUUUAUAUAUUUCUGUAUAAUAAAUUGUAUAUAGAGUAUAUAAGUAUACAUAAAUAUAUUUUUAGAUAAUAUUCCUCAAGAAAGAACUCCUGUACAUUUAAGAGCUUCAAUGCAUCCAGCAUUAAUGGAAAAAGGUCGAGCAAUUCCCCAACCUCAUAUUGGAUCUAGACAAGCUACUCCUGGAAGUUUCAAAGUAAAAAUUUUUGAUAUACUGUACUAAAAUAUAGAUAAACUUGAAAAUCCUGAAUUCUUUUGUAGUUUUAAAUUUAAACAUUAAUACAAAACACGUCAAUUUUUAUUAUAUAUAUUUUUUAAGUUAUUAUAUUUUGGAUUCAUGCCACGUGUUCUAUAUGUAUUACCAUGCUCUCUUUGUUUAAUAUUAAUUUUUACAUCAUAACUUUAAUAGUAAAUAAUAUGUUAAUACAUUUUACUAGUUUAUAACCAACUUAACUCUAGAUACCUACAUUAUUUGAGUGUUUGAUAAAAGUUUAUUAUUGUUACAUUAUAUAGUUACUAAUGUGUAUAAUUUGUUAAUUAUUAGAUUAGUGGUUUUCAAACUUUGUUUAAACAGGGAACAGGGCAUUGUGCACAAAAUUUUGCAUGACUCUUAUCUUAGGUAUGAAAAACUUGAAGAUGAUUUUUUUAGGUAAUUUUUUAAAUUGUAUAGACCAAAUUAGAUAAACAAAAUUGUAUUUUAUUAUUAUUCUGUAAAAUACAAUUUUCAAACUGGAAACCUAGAGAAUGUUUAUGUUCACACACUCAGUUUUAAAACCACUGAAUUCGAUUUUAUAUUUUUAUAAACAGAUCUUCUUUGGUUUUUAUUAGCAACCGAUCCCUGGAUACAGACCUCCAAUGGGAGGUAUGGGCGGUACUGGCCAAAAGACUAGAGGAGGUGCAAUGAAUAUUCUAAUGCCAAUGUACACUAUUGGAAUAGUUCUCUUUUUCGUUUAUACUAUGAUGAAGGUAUAAAAUAAUAUUGGGCAUGGGUAUAAUGUAUAUUCUUAUUAUUAAUUAUAAUAUUUAUUAUGUAAUAGUUGUUGUCAAAAAAAGAUAAUGUUGAAGAAAAAAAUACAAAUGGUGCGUUUUCUUCACGGUAUGAUUGCAGCGGCAUAGAUAGUAGUUCAAAAUUACAGUCACUAAUUCCUCCUACACAAUUAGGUAAAAUACUUAAAAUAUUGUUCAUAAAUAUAUACAAUGAAUGUUUUUUGUUGACUCUUCGGUUAAAAAAAAAAUGGUUAAUGUUUUAUUCUGUUUAAUGCUACUAGGAUGCAUUGAAAAGGAUACAAGUAAGUCAAAGGGUAUUUUAAAAUUUACAAUUUAACAACCUAUUUUUAUAGUAUCUCUUUAUUAUGUAUUAUUAUCUUUACUAAUAUUAUUAAUAAAUUAAUAAUGUAAUUUAAUUUAAUUACGACUAUACUGGUUUUUUUAUAUAGUAUCUAUUACAAUAAAAUUAUGAAUUGUGGUUUAUGUUUUGCGUAGGAGAUUUAGAAAUAGAUGCGCUCCGUCGCAAGCUGGAAGAAACAGAGGCUGCGAUGGAACGCAUUGUUAAGCAAAUGAUAUUGGCGUCUGAAUGCAAUGGGAUGGAUGGGAAUAAGGUUUGAAAGAUUUACAAACAUUUCGAUGCGCAUGUGCUCAGUAAUAUUAUUGGCAAUUUUUUCUUAGCACUGCACUAAUUUCACCCAUUAACGUAUAAUUUAUUUAUUUUCUUAUUACCCCCUCUAAGGAAUUAGGUAGGUACUUAAAUAUUAUAGAUUAUUUGAAAACCCAAAUUAAUAAUUAUCUAUGUAGGCAAUUAUUAAACCAUAAUUAUAGAUAUUUCAUUCUGGUUGAAAUAUGUAUUAUCAUUGUCAAAAUAUUUAUAGGAAAUAAAUUAUGUAAUUAGAAUAAUUCUUAUUUAAAUAUCAAAUUAAAUUAUUUGAUUGAUAAUUCUUAUAAAUUUCUAUUGAAUAAGUAUAAAUAAGAUAUGGUAAAAGUAAUAAUAAUAAUAGUAUAAAUUAAUGACUGGGAAUAGGAAUUAGUUAUUUGGAUUUUUAACAAGUUAAACAAUAUAUAUAUUAUUUUUUUUGUACUCAUAGUCGUGAAUGCAUUUUCAUCUCUGUUGGAAGACGUGAAUCGAGAGAUAUUAUCUUCUAUAAAUGAAAAUGAAAAAGUUCCCACAAUAUUCGAAGACGAGGUACCCGUAGGAUAAAGAACUUAAAUUAAUAAAUUAUGCUUAUACCUUGCUUUUAAACUUAAAAUAUAGUAUUCAACUCAGUCUUAUUUAAAUUAUUUAAAUGUUCUAUUUUUAAAGUUUGAAUUAUUAUGUCAUCAUUGAUAAUAUGUCAAUUUGAUUUACUUGCUUUGAUAAGUAUGCACAUUAAAAUGUAGGUACUUCGCUUUUUUAUGUACUUGUGAUUAGUUCAUAACUGCUUUCAUCCCAACACCUUAUUUAAACAGAAAAUAAUUAAUUAUGCUUAAUAUGUUUUGUAUUGAAGUAUAUAUAUUUUGUGUAUUUUAGGAAUUUAAAAAUGAUGAAACUGAUGAGAAGAAAUUUCAGGAAAAUACUAUAUCAAACCAUAGUGAUAAUGAUAUAGAUGAUAAUACUAAUACCAAGAUAUUUACCCAAUUAGAGGAAUCAGCAAGUAUUGAAUCAUCAAAACCUAAGGAAACCUGCAAUACUGGUGAAGAAGAAACUACAGAUUUAGAAAUAUCUAAUAAAAAAGUAAUUCAAGUGGUUAAUAUGGAAACAUCUGAAAGUGUUGGUGGUGGCCACUGUUGGACUCAGAUUGAAAAAGAAAAAAUAUCUUCUAAAGAUAAAAUGGUAUCAUCAUCACCUAUAGAAAAACCCAUUUCUUUAAUUAUUCCUGGAACAAUUCCGAAGAAUUCUCAAGUUUUAAUAAGUGAUGGUCCACAUAAUACUUCUUCAGAAACCGAGGAUCAUGAAGCAAUCAUUUCGAGUAAAGUCACAUUAUCAUUAAUACCUGUGAGUAUUAAGAAACAAAUAAUUGUAUAAUGUUUUAAUUUUCAUAAAACCUGCAAAUUGUGCAAUCUGUGGUGAAACCAAGAAUUAUCUUAGAAUGUUAAUAAACCAAUAGCUUCUUAAAUCAUAAUGAUGGAAUUAUCGAAACUUACAGUUAUUAUAAGUAUAAAAAUGUUUUAACACAAUAUUGUAUGAUGUACAUAUAAUAUGUUCAAUGCAAUUAAUGAUUUCUUCAAUUUAUUUCAACUAUGAAACAAUUACUGAUAAUUAUGCAAUUUUUUCUUUUUACUAUAAAAUUUAACUGAGUGACUAAACCGGGUGAUUUUUUAAAUUUGUAUUGAUGGUUUUAGAGUGAAUUUGAUUUUUUUUUUUACAUACUAAGCACAGUGAAGGAUCUAUUGGUUUUACUAUGAUGUGUGUUUUUUUUAAAAAAAAUUCUGUCUAAACUACUUUUCGAAAAGAAAACUUGCUCUGAUGUAUCAAAUGUAGCACCUUUUUUGAAAGAUAAUAUUAUCCAAUUGGUUAAUUAGAUGAGUCAUUUUUUAUUUACAAGGAAUUUUUAUAAAAAAAAUAAGGAAAACCAGAAACAAAAUUUUAGCAUUAAAUGGCAAAUAUUUACGGUGUGACCUGUGGCGUUAUCUAUUUUAUUGUAUUUAAUUUUUGCGAACUAAAAAUCUAGUACACAUAUUGCUUUAAUUAAAAAAUGCCUAUAUAUCUUUUUUGUUGUGUAUUGGAUCUAAUUGCUCAUGAAGUAAAUUGAUUUUUAAUUUUUCUAAUUGUUUUCAUAAUAAUUAAGAUUUCAGAUUUCAUUGUUUUAAACAAUUUUUAGACUACAUUUUUUACUAGGAAUAUUGCUCCAGUAAUAAAACAACAGGAGAUCUUUUUUGUUUAAUUUUUAAUCUUGUUGAUGAGUUAGAAAGUUGUUUUUUUAUUUUCUCUGUAGUUUUUUUUAAUAAUUGAAUAAACCCGAAAUACAGAAACAAUGGAAAUUCAUGAAAUUAAUGUUUUUAUAAUUUUAAAUUUUAUUGUAAUUCAGUUAAAAAUAUUCAUAAAAACUUGAAAUUUAGACAAAAAACUUGUACUUGUUUUUUCUAGACAUGGUCAAAUUUUAAUGACAAUUGAGCCAUUUUUGAACUGUUUAUAGAAAUUUAAGUUUUAUGAGUUAUUUGAGUAAUUUUUAUUUGGUAGAUAUUCAACAAAUACAAAUUUUUAGACUAACAGAAAUGUUUGAAAAUUUGACAGAAGAUUCAUGAUAAGUCGUACAUAGUAGUAAAAAAAAAAAAAAAAGAAUUGAGUAGUAUAUAGUUAUUAUUAUUUUUUUUUGAUUUAUGUAUAUAAGUUUUAAAAUCAAAUUUUGAUUAAAAUGGUAAAUAUUACAGCCUUUUAAAAUAUGUAUAACUGAAAUUUGCUCCGAAUCGUACUUUUUAAGAAUUGGUUUAUUGUUGGUUACAGGUAUAAAUUAAAUAAAUAUGUAUCCCACCUUCCCAACUACUCUGCCAUAGCAGCACCCAUCCCUAGAAUCAGAUCUUUUCAAUUUUGGUUUUCAAAAUUGGCAUGUAUUCAUUUAACAAUUCCCUUAUUUUAAGUGUAUAAUUUACUUGCAUUUUCUGAAAAAAUAUGCUGAGUACACUAUCUGGUUUAUUUUAUUAAUUAAAACAAGCCCAUAGUCCAAUGUAUGUAUACAUACCAUAUAAUAAAUUUGGUAGAUAGAUACAUUUAAAAAACACUUAUAAGCUAAAGACUAAAACUUAUUUACACAUUAUAAAGGAAAAAUUGGUCCACAUACUCAUAAUUUCAUUAUCAUAAUAUAUACCUAAUGUAUGAUAUAAAAUAGGCCUUUAGUUGGUAUUAGAUUAAAAUUGAAGGAGCAAUAUUAGAAUCAAGAAAUCAAAUCGGGUACAAUUAUAUUUUUUCUCAAUUUAAAAUGAAACCAUUUUGUUAUUUAUUAUUAUUUUUAUUUUAUUAUAUAGCAAUAUAAAUGUAUUUUUAAUCAUAUAUUUUUCUUUUGAACAUAUUAUUUUGAGUGCUUCGUUUCUCUUUAAAUACAAUCAAUCGUCUUAUAAUAACUAUGUAUAUGAAUAUUACUAACUCAUAAACUAAUAAUUAAAUAUAAAUAAAUACUUAAUUGUGUCAUAUAAUAUAAUAUUCAGAUUUAUGAACAUAUGUCAACCUAAUUUCUAGGAUGAUCGAGUAGAAGAAUAUCUAACAAGUGAUGAAGCUGAAGGAGAUAAUAUCAUUUCAACUCAAUCAGAUACUAAAUAAAGUUAAUUUAUAUAAAAUAAGUUGUGUCUGGGGAUUAGUUCAAUAGUAUAGUACACAAAUGAAAAGAAAGAAGAAUAUAAUAAAUUAGGAAAUGUAUGUUAUUACACGUUAAUAAUACACUACUUAUUUAAUGUUUUAUGAUAGGUAUACAUAUUUAAUAAUAAUAUAUUAUAACUUAUUUAAAGUAUAUUUCAUAAGUGAAUAAUACACUAUAGUUGAUAUUUAAUUUUAAUUUAAUUUAGCCAAUAUGUGAAUUAUUUGUUCAUUUAUUUUUUGUUAUUGUUAAAAUUCUUCAGAUUUGAUGUCUUGCCAAAUUUGUAUUAUAUAUACUACUUAUAUUACUUGAAUUUUUAAUUUAUGUUAUUGUAAUUCUAUAAUAACUAUGUAGGUAACUAUCAUAAUUAUAAUAUGUGUUUUUAGACCAACAAAAAAAAACUAACAUUUUUUUUUUUUAUUCCUAGUAUGUCAAUAAUUUGCUCUUAAGUCUUGAGUAAAUAUAUUAAUCAGUGUUUAUAUAAUUAUGCUCU